ACCGCACCCCGCCCCGCCCCGCCCCAGGCCGGGCCUGGCCUGUCGCCGAGACGUAGUCAAUGCAGAAGUGUCUUCAUUCAUACAGAUGAGCCAAGGAUUGGGACAGCAGUGUAAGCCCAGAUAGUCAGAUAGCUGACUGCCCAGCAGGAUGCCAUCAACUAGCCGAGCGGGCAGCCUGAAGGACCCAGAAAUUGCCGAGCUCUUCUUCAAAGAAGAUCCAGAGAAGCUCUUUACUGAUCUAAGAGAGAUAGGACAUGGGAGCUUUGGAGCAGUGUAUUUUGCACGGGAUGUGCGCACCAAUGAAGUGGUGGCCAUCAAGAAGAUGUCUUACAGUGGAAAGCAGUCCAAUGAGAAAUGGCAGGACAUUAUUAAGGAAGUCAAGUUUCUACAGAGAAUAAAGCAUCCCAACAGCAUAGAGUACAAAGGCUGCUAUCUGCGUGAGCACACGGCAUGGCUUGUAAUGGAAUAUUGUUUAGGAUCAGCCUCAGACUUACUAGAAGUUCACAAAAAGCCAUUACAAGAAGUGGAAAUAGCAGCGAUCACACAUGGUGCUCUCCAGGGAUUGGCCUACUUACAUUCUCACAAUAUGAUCCAUAGAGAUAUCAAAGCAGGAAAUAUCCUCCUGACAGAGCCAGGCCAGGUGAAACUUGCUGACUUUGGAUCUGCUUCCAUAGCAUCUCCUGCCAAUUCCUUUGUGGGGACACCAUAUUGGAUGGCCCCAGAAGUAAUUUUAGCCAUGGAUGAAGGGCAAUAUGAUGGCAAAGUAGAUGUGUGGUCUCUUGGAAUAACAUGUAUUGAGUUAGCGGAAAGGAAGCCUCCUUUAUUUAAUAUGAACGCAAUGAGUGCCUUAUAUCAUAUAGCUCAGAAUGAAUCUCCUACAUUACAAUCUAAUGAAUGGUCUGAUUAUUUUCGCAACUUCGUAGAUUCUUGUCUCCAGAAAAUUCCUCAAGAUCGGCCUACAUCAGAUGAACUUCUCAAGCACAUGUUUGUUCUUCGUGAGCGCCCUGAAACAGUGUUAAUAGACCUCAUUCAGAGAACCAAGGAUGCAGUAAGAGAGCUGGACAACCUGCAGUAUCGGAAAAUGAAGAAACUCCUCUUCCAGGAGGCACAUAACGGGCCUGCUGUAGAAGCACAGGAGGAAGAAGAGGAGCAAGAUCAUGGUGUUGGCCGAACAGGAACAGUGAAUAGUGUUGGAAGUAAUCAGUCCAUUCCCAGUAUGUCUAUCAGUGCCAGUAGCCAAAGCAGUAGUGUUAAUAGUCUUCCAGAUGCCUCAGAUGACAAAAGUGAACUAGAUAUGAUGGAGGGGGACCAUACGGUGAUGUCCAAUAGCUCUGUCAUCCAUUUAAAACCUGAGGAAGAAAAUUACAGAGAAGAGGCAGAUCCAAGAACAAGGGCAUCGGAACCACAAUCUCCACCCCAACAGGUGUCCCGCCAAAAGUCACAUUACCGUAAUCGAGAACACUUUGCUACUAUCCGCACAGCAUCACUGGUUACACGGCAGAUGCAAGAACACGAGCAGGACUCGGAGCUGAGAGAGCAGAUGUCUGGGUACAAGCGCAUGAGGCGCCAGCACCAGAAGCAGCUGAUGGCGCUGGAGAACAAGCUCAAGGCCGAGAUGGACGAGCACCGCCUCCGCCUGGACAAAGACCUGGAAACGCAGCGCAACAACUUUGCUGCAGAAAUGGAGAAGCUUAUUAAGAAGCACCAAGCAGCCAUGGAGAAGGAGGCCAAGGUGAUGGCCAACGAAGAGAAGAAAUUCCAACAACAUAUCCAAGCACAGCAGAAAAAGGAACUGAAUAGCUUCUUAGAGUCCCAGAAGAGAGAGUACAAACUGCGCAAAGAGCAGCUUAAGGAGGAGCUAAAUGAAAACCAGAGUACCCCAAAGAAAGAAAAGCAAGAAUGGCUCUCCAAACAGAAGGAGAACAUUCAGCACUUCCAAGCAGAGGAGGAGGCCAACCUCCUAAGAAGGCAGAGGCAGUACCUGGAGCUGGAGUGCCGGCGCUUCAAGAGAAGAAUGCUGCUUGGCCGUCACAAUCUGGAGCAGGACCUUGUCAGAGAGGAGUUAAAUAAAAGGCAGACCCAGAAGGACUUAGAGCACGCCAUGCUCCUGCGACAGCAUGAGUCCAUGCAGGAGCUUGAGUUCCGCCACCUCAGCACCAUUCAGAAGAUGCGCUGUGAGCUGAUCAGGCUGCAGCACCAGACGGAGCUCACCAACCAGCUAGAGUACAACAAGCGGCGAGAACGCGAGCUAAGGCGCAAGCACGUCAUGGAGGUUCGGCAGCAGCCCAAGAGUCUGAAGUCUAAAGAAUUGCAAAUAAAGAAGCAGUUUCAAGAUACCUGCAAGAUCCAGACCAGACAGUACAAAGCCUUGAGGAACCACCUGUUGGAGACCACGCCAAAGAGUGAGCACAAAGCAGUUCUCAAGCGGCUCAAGGAGGAGCAGACGAGGAAACUGGCCAUCCUCGCAGAGCAGUAUGAUCACAGCAUUAACGAAAUGCUCUCCACACAAGCUCUACGUUUGGAUGAGGCCCAGGAAGCAGAGUGCCAGGUCUUAAAGAUGCAGCUGCAGCAGGAGCUGGAGCUGCUCAAUGCAUAUCAAAGCAAGAUCAAGAUGCAGGCCGAAGCCCAGCAUGACCGGGAGCUCCGAGAACUGGAGCAGAGGGUGUCCCUCCGCAGGGCACUCUUAGAACAAAAGAUUGAAGAGGAAAUGUUGGCCUUGCAGAAUGAACGCACAGAACGAAUACGAAGCCUGCUCGAGCGUCAAGCCAGAGAAAUUGAAGCUUUUGACUCUGAGAGCAUGAGGCUAGGUUUUAGUAAUAUGGUCCUUUCCAAUCUCUCCCCUGAGGCGUUCAGCCACAGCUACCCUGGAGCUUCGGGUUGGUCCCACAAUCCCACUGGAGGGCCAGGCCCUCACUGGGGUCAUCCCAUGGGUGGCCCACCUCAGGCUUGGGGCCAUCCAAUGCAAGGGGGACCCCAGCCAUGGGGUCAUCCCUCGGGGCCGAUGCAAGGGGUGCCUCGAGGCAGCGGCAUGGGAGUCCGCAACAGCCCCCAGGCUCUGAGGCGGACGGCUUCUGGGGCGGACAGAGCAGGGCAUGAGCAGGAGCACAAGUGUUACUUCACAAAUAUCCAAUGGUUCACACAUGUCUUAUACAUAACUCCAACAACAAUCGUGCGUGGCAAUUCCACUGGAGCUGUCUGCCAAAAGCAACUGCCGCCUCCAGACGUCAUCACCACAGCCACGUCACAUGGGCGCCGCAGUGUGGGAGCUGAGUGCAUAUGGGACAGUUUGUUCAUUUUGUAAAGCGUUCCGUUCUGUGUUUACUAAUGGGAUGUCAUCGUAUUUGGCUGCUGGGUGUGGUUUUUUGUUUUGUUUUGUUUUAUUACUUUGGGGGGCGCAGGCAUGAUAUGAGUGAGCAACCCCUCUGCGUGUAAUGGAAGGCAUUGGCCAGAAAGGGGCAUUUUUUGAAUGCAGUCCAGGGGGCUUGCAUUACCACUUCCUGGGGGCCUCAGUCCUCAGAGGCUUAAUGGAAGGUUUAGAGCCUUCCUAGUUUCCCACAAUUCUUCAGAGCUGCUCACGGCAGGCAACAUGUGUUUGCUAAGCUAGCUUAGCAUGUGGGCCAGACCUGCAUUCCCUCCCCACAUUAUAAUUCUUGUUAAAUUGGCCUGGCUUCUUAGUGUCCCCAGAGCAGGAAGAAAGGGGUCACCUCCACAGACACCAAAGGUUUCCGGGGAGCAGAAGCAGGUUUGCCUGGUUUUUCUUUAUUUUGGGGAGGAGCUGCUUGGGCUUGUUAGUGGUCCAGACCAUCCUGGUAUGCUCUUUGUCCAGGUGUUUCUUAAAUCAGGAGACCAUUAUAUCACCAGAUCUUUGAGCCUUGGAAGGGAAGAGACUCAGUUCUCUUCUAGUCCGUGCUGUGGUUUUCCAGCACAAAUGGGGGCAGGUAAAGGCUGCAGAUACUGCACAUGGGCUGCUCUUCCCAUUGUAGCCAAAUCACUCUGGAACCCCAGCUCAUCCUUGUGCUCCCUUCUUGAAAACAAAAGAUACCCAAGGCCAGAUGUAUUUGAAGGAUGCCAUGUUUGCAAACUGCUGCCUGUUGGAAUUCUUCCCACACUACACAUACCCAGAUGUGAUCCCCCCCCUUUUGGCUUGUUGCACCGUCCUGUUUACAUGUAGUGUAGCCAAUUGUUGUGGUGUCUAGUGGCCAUACAGAGUGUCCCAGGAGUCGCUGAGCCAACAACUUUGACCAGCUGCUGACUAACCCCUGUCACCACUGUAGAUGGGCUGCAUGGGGCAGCCCCCUUCAUGCUCUUUGCCAUUCGUGGAGGCUUUGUGAUCUUUUGGUAGCAGGUUAAAAUCCCCUCCCUAGUAUAGGAGACACCACUUCCCGACGUCUCUGUACUCUUAUGUCAGCAGUACUACUGAAAAGGAGCUAGGAAGUUUGGCGAAUUUUAAAGGUAAAUUAUACUGGUCAGGGAGUCUGUUGACAAAAUCUCUUUUGUUGGUUUUUCUAUUUGUGUUUGUUCUUUUGUUUGUUUUUGUUUUUAUGAUGAAGGAUCAGCCUUUAGGACUGAGAAGGGAGUUUCCUGGUACUCUAGUCAGUUCCAGGUGGCCAAACUGGUACUGGGGAGUCCUUGAGUUAAAACCAGCUCAGUCAGGUUUGACUUGAGGUAGUUGUUCUUUCCCAUCACCAAAGUUUCUUAUAACUUAUUUUUUUCUUCCCCUUCCUAGCUUGUCUUGAAGAGAAACCUAGCUGCUAACUCUAGAACACCUUACAGAGAUUCCUAGGUCCUUCUCUCUCCCCCAUACCCACCAACUUCAUGACCAUUUGCCGACAUGUCCAGUUUCUCACAAUCUCCUUUUAAAGGAUAUUAGGCAUCUUAAUAAAGCCAAAUGAAAGAAAAAUUACUUUUUAUGUAAACUAUUUGGAAGCCCUUGCCCCAGGAGGUAAAAGGGACAUUCCUUAAAAGAAGGACAGUGAUCCACAAAAUAGAGUAAUCCAGUUAGAAAAGUACCUCUUGCUGCAGCUCUUCCCAGGUCCAAAGAUAAAUGUCACACCUGCUUAUUGAACAGACAUGUAGUUUGUUAGCCAUUUUUUGCAGUAAAACAUAAUUCAGAUGCUUCCAGAAAAUGAGAUUGAUUGAACAAUGUUUUCCUAAUUUGAGAGGGUUACAGUUUAAUCAGAAAUUCUCAGAUACCCACUGGAAUGUAACAUGGUAGUGGCAGCUGAGGCUGGGGUACAUCUAGAACUUAUGUGUAUAAGGGCUAAUAGGGCAAAAUCAAUCAUGUUUAACCCACCCCAGACAACUGAAAAUCCCCUGGUUGUGCCAGUGAUCCAUUUGGGGCUGGUUAUUUAUUCUUUCCCUGUUGUAGACUUGAGGCCUAAUCAAAUUCAGUUAUUUCCCUCGUGUUCUCUCAGAGCGUGGGUACUUGGACACUUGGCAUCACUGACCCCCAGAGGUCUUCUUCAGUAGGGCUUUGUUGCCAGCCUGAUUGUUGUGGUCACCAGCUUUAUGUGUUGGUCAUGUGCAGACCUGGAUUAUUCCAUUAGGUUAAUAUUUUAAUUAAAACAGAUAGUUUGCAAAAACUGAUUCAGAUUUUAAUUGAUUUGUGUUUGUGUAUAUGUGCGUUUGAAAAAAUCUUCUGUAAAAUCUUCAUGGUGGGAAUCAUCCCAAAGAAAAAUUUAUAAAAGGAAUCUCGGAUGACUGUGAGUGAGGCAAGUCCUUUCUGUAUCAGUUUGGAACGCCACCCUGUCAUCAGAUCAUACUGCCUCUCCUGAGUUCCGAUGCAUGCCUAAUUCCUGUGUGUUUGGGAAGAACAUACAGCCUAGCAACUAUGAGGAAUCUGUCAAAAAUAUAUCAGCAAUUUGCAAGUGCUGCAUCUGGUGUCCAGAACCUCUGGUGGUAGCGAAUGGCAUGGGUUUUCUGUCCUUCACCUUUCUUUGUUAACCUUAAAUCACUAACUUUGUACCUUAAAAUAUUUUAUUCCCCCUCCCCUGCCAGUCUGCACAUUUAACUCUUCCCAGAGUUAAAACAGCCCCAAGUUGUGAUUUACAGAGAAUACUUCUUCCUUGCUGAGUAGUGUCACAGAAAUGUUUGUUUUCUGGGGUACAGUGGGAAAAGCCCUGGGCUGGGAAGCCUGAUGACCAGGGUCCUAUCACCAGACUUGGGCAAUCUCUGAGUUUCUCGGGGCUGCGCUUUUCCUGUCUGUGUGACCAGGAAGUCAGGCUGAUGUGACCUCACGGGUUUCUGCCACGACUCCCAGGAUGCUGUGGAAGCCAGGUGCCUGGUGGGCAGAGGGCAGUGACUGAAGAAGCCCUGUCAUCACUCUUGCUGUCUCUUCUUUCCCUGGCAUUUAAAAUGAAAACUCUGGGCAUCUUUGUCAGGUUGGAACCCUAUUUUCACUCUAGACUUAUAACUGCAGUAGUUUAUGUAAGUACCAGGUAUCUGGUGUGUUUGAUUCUUUGCAGAAUGCAUUGUGUUGGACACUGGAAUAAUACUAUUUAUUUUCACCUGUGAAGAUAACUUUAUUAUACUUGAAACACCUCCUUUGCAUUCCUCCAUGUGUGCCAUUCACUAGUGGAAAUAAAUUGUAUUAUACCAUGAUCUACUGGCUUUUAAACAAAACACUAUGUUAAAUAUGCACAUUUCUUGGGAUAGCUCUAUCAUUUGUAUGUAUAUAUUGUAUAUACAUAUGAGUGUGUACAUAUAUAUAUAUAUAAAUAGAGAGAUAGACAUGUUGGCAGUGCUGUACAUUUGCAUCAAAGCACUUAGGGUCCUGUUCUUUUUAUAUAUACGUAUACACACAUAUGUAUACAUAUAUGAGUGUGUGUGUAUGUGUAUAUAUAUAUUUAUAAAUACAUAUAUAUAUAUAUAUAUUUUUCCAACUCUCUCAGUUAAGGCAAGAAUGCAUAGGUCCCUCACAGAGUGAGCAACAUCACUUAGUGUAUGCUCUUUGGAUUGGUCUUUUUGAGAACAUGGAUGGCUCCAGGCAGUUGUGAGUCCCUCAGCCCUCUGAGAUCAGAAAUGCCUCAGGCCCUUGAAGAAAGAGGGAAACCAGGCCAUGGGGACCGAGAAAGGGAAGGUAUAGUGUGGAACUCAUCUGCAAACAAGCAGGAGAGCGCAAGGGCAGAAGCCAGCCCGAGCUUCUGCUCCUCAGAGGGACGUGGUAGGGGGGAAGCGAGAUGGCCCAGAGCAGAGAAUCGUCGAGAGAAAAGGAUCAGGCAGGGCUUCCUCUCCGGAGACCACAAGGACCUCAACUGUGUUGCACAAUUACCAUGAGCCUCCUGUGUCUCUGGGCGGGGGUGGUGCCACUGACCCUUAGCUGCUGAGUGAGAAUCCUUACACUGAGGGCCCACACCAGUGCAAGGGCUUCAAUGUGAUGCUUUGGUCCUCUUGCCCGGUAAAGUGGCAUCCACAGGGAGAGAGUGAAAGGGUGGUAAUGCCUAGUGUCACUCAUGGUCCUGACAGGAUCAGAGGCUUGUUCAAUCUGCUACAGCUCCCUCAUGGUGCUCUCCAAGCAGUAACCCUCUGUUGCUGUUCUGCUCCUUCAGCCCCCAAGGGAUAGAUCACAAGUGCGCAGCAUGAGGAUCCUCUCUGUGGUGGGGAGGGUCGGAUUUGCUCGAGGACUCCUGGCCAGGAGAGGCUGGCCCAGGCAGCAGCAGGCCCUAUCACUCUCAGGUCAUCCAUUUGCCUCAAGCUUCUCACCCAUCAAGAAUCCAUUUCCCUCGUCCUUUCAGAGUUCAGGCUCGGCCUUGCGUCUUUGAAGUCUGCCCUUUGGGUUGGGAAGGACUGUAAACUUUCCCCGUCCUCAGUCGAAUACUCAAGAAGAAUGUGCUGUGAGCUUCAUAGAGCUUCCUCUUGUAUGCAGGGACUACUGAUUGAAGUCUAUUUUUGCUGUGUCUGGUUACGUUGUCUGCACUUUGAUGAAAUCACUACAGUUAGAGCUACAUUAGGAGUGUUUGUAGAGAUGUUUGUGGGCUCUGUUUAUAGCUGUUAAUGCUGUAAAGAAGGAAGUUGUCUUGUUAAACACUGUCCAGAAGAGGUGAAGCUGAGAACUCCUCCUGUUGUGCAUUUAUUUGUAUGUUCUACUGACUCCCAAUGUUCCCAGACUGUCUACAAAGGCCACGUAGAACAGUUUCCCCUCUAGUGAAUGUACUGCUUCCCAGACCUCCAUUUACCUAGGAGCAUCUGUGGCUCGAUGGGUAGUCCUAAGAUGGCUAUGAACUAAGUAGACAUCAGACUCAUUGUGCACCUUAUCUGUUAUCCUGUGGGUCGCUGAACGCUUGCCUCUCCUGCCUUCCCAAAGAGGUGGGCAAGUAAAAUUGGAGGGCUAUUUGCUACGAUUGCUACCCUGCUAACUGUUUGCCAGACAUCAGAAUUUCCUGAACAUCUUCCCCAUCCCCAUCCCACCCAUGCACUUCUCCCCACCCCUUUUAUUUUUAUAUAGAAAAUGUUGAACUCUCUCUGAAGCCUCCCUUUGAAAGUAGCAGGAUGCGCACUGGACAAGGCAACCAGAUCAUCUCUGGUAGUGUGCCAGGAAAGAGUGGAGAAGAGCUGAGACCGAACUGAGAAUGAACAGAUUAAAAGGGCGCCUUCACACCCAGUAAUGCCUCCAAAGUACGGGUACUUCCACCUGCACAGUUUGACUAUUUUGCUGACAUUUUAGCAGUUGUGAGUGAAAACCGUGUAAUUAACUGUAAAUAUGUAGGUAACAAAUUGACCUAGUUUCUGUAAUUUUUUUUUUUUUUUGGAGUUUUUUGUACUAAAGUUUAUAGAUCUGUGCCAGCUAGAGAGGAGUUGCUGUCAUUGCCCAUUGUGGCCCUAGCAUCUAACCCUAUAACCAUCCUAGGUAAAGCUAAGAAUCAACGCUUCAAUGUUGUAUGCAGGGGGAUGUGAGGCUUAAUCGUGUGUCAAUUUUAAAUACUUUUGAAGCAAAGUAAUUUUCUUUAAUGUAAUGAUUCCAUAUCCAAGUGAGGUUGGGCGAGCUCCCUUCCCCAAUGCCCACGUUUGUCUCUCAAAUGCAAGUGUUUUCAUGUCCUCUCAAUGACGCAGGCAGUAGAUUUCUGAUGGGGUGGUGCUUUUGUUCCUUGGGCUCCCUUACAGCAGGAACUUCAAGUGAAACAAGUGGAACUCUUUGUUCGCACAGAGAUCCCGCGUCUGGAAAGCUUGGAUCAUUCUGUCCUUCCUCCCCACCAUGUGCUAGGGAGCUUGGGUACUCAUAGGCCAAUGAACUGAAAGGAGAAAGAAAGAAAGGAAGGAAAAAACUACCUAUCCUGUCCAUGAAGCCUAGUUUGUAUGUUUUUAGUGCCCAAGUGACAUGUCUCCAUGACGGCAGCUAGCCACAUGUGGAAUUGAGACAUCGAUGUUCAUGAAAAGUUAAAAUCUUCGUGUUUGAAUAGUUUAGCUUCCCAUGAGAUAUGUAUUAGGGUCACUUGAAAGAAAGAAAGAAUGAAUGAAGAUCAGUUUAAUGGAAACAGGUUCUCACUUUCUGAGCUUAAGAGCAUCACACUCUAAGUUACACAUGUUUUAGUUGAAAUAUGCAGUUCAGAAGACUAUAGUUGCCAAAUGCAUGGACUCUAGGUAGUCCCUGUGGUCGUUCUGCCCAGACCAUCCUCACCUGAGAGUGAGGCCCAUUCUCUUUUGGCCUUUGUGUGUUGUAUGUUGGCUUCCAUCAAUGUGGACAUCCUACCAGAUGGCUCGUUUCAGUGCCCAUUCCAAAUGCCCUGUUAUUCCUCAGUGAACCUCUUCCCUUCCUUCCACCACAAUGUUGUGUGUUAAACCUCCUAUUCCAAUACUAGGUGGUAGUUGUGCCAACUUCGUGUAUGUGUCUCCUCCCACUCUCAAUCAAAUACAUGUCCAAGAAGGAGCCCAGCCAGCCAGAGGCACGAUGGGGGAGAGCAUUUCAGUAAACAUGGAAGAGACCAGAAGUAGAUGGGAGGAGUUUUACCAGGUUCCCUUGAAAGUUGAAAUUUGAAAUGAGAUAGGAGCCCAUUUAAAAAAUGCAAACAGUUUUUAUGGAGUGAAGGGAUAGCAGAAUUGGGGACGGAAAGAAGAGGGAUUUCCAGGAGAAGAGAGAACUUUGUGGUCAUGUUAACUUUGCUUUUAUGAAGACCCUUUUCUUCUAGGUUAGAGAAUUAAGGACAUUCUCCCAACUCUUUUUUUCUUAAAAACAAAAACAAAAACAAAAAAAAAUAAAACAGGAUGAGGGUCUGAUGUAUAUAAGUGACAUUUUACAGUAUAGCGUGUAUAAUUCACCCAGACUAUUUCAACUUGAUCAAUUGUAAAUGCUUAAGAAGUUUUUAUUAACACUUGUUUUGCUAAAUCCUAUUUAUGUGAUUAUUCAGAAGUCAAUAACCCAUUUAAAAUUUAAGGCAAACAUUUAGGUAAUAAAUGGUUGGGUUACUUUGAGCAAUUUAGCUAUAAGAACCCCCUUGUUUUUGUAUACAAGAAAGCUAGUAUAAUGUGCAUUAACGAGGCUGGGAGAGACUAUGAGAAAUGUGUAUAGUGUAUAUUUUAAAACAGCUUUGCUUGUAUUGUGAAGAUUUAAAAACAAACUUGAGAUUUCUAACAUAACUAUUAACACAAUUUUAACAUAAGUUAUCCCACUGGGUUUAAGAGCAUCUUGAAUGUAUAAUCCUUUUUGUAACCCAGAUUGGUUUCUGCUUCUACCCAUCAUCCAGAUAGCCUAUUUAUGUUUUUAAUUUUAUACAGUAUAUUCACUUCCCCAUGAAUCUCUUCAUCUCCAGCAUGAUUUUUUUUUUGCACAGGUAUUGUAGAAGUUUUAAAAAGGAAAAAAAAAUCCAUUUUUCUCCAUCUUGGAUUUUCAUCACUUCUUUCUUCCCCUUUCCCCAUCUCCUUUUUUAAAGGCCAUUUUAUUACAUUUGCAUUAUCCAUGCAAAUGCUAGGGUUUUUUUUUAAUAAUUAUUUUGCCAUUCAUCAAAAAAUGCUCAGUCGGUUGCCUUUUUACAAAAAAUAAUAAUAAUAAUAAUAAAGGAAAGAAAAAAAAAAGCUGUGACCUUAUCAGUUCUGAGUAGGCCAUUGGGAGUGGAUGCACACAUGUAACAGCCCAGGACCAGCUCUGGUGGCCACUCAAGGGGAACUACUUUUAAUGGCUCAUAGGGCCUUUCUUUAUUGGAGUGUGUUGCUGUCUAGAAUGUGUUCCAGUAAUUUCCAUGAAUAUUUAAAAAAGAUCAGUUGUAAGGAAUCUGGGUAAGACCAGGUGCCCUGAGUUAUCAACGCCCUGAGAAGGUCUAGUUGGGUUUCAUCAAGAACGCCCUUGUGACUUGUUAGUACCCUAUAGUGAGGAGAAGAAAUUAAGGAUUCCACAGGACUCAAAAUUUGGUUAGAUCACUUGCCUUUCUUGUGGCAGUCACCAUAUUCUCCUCUCCCCCAGCCCCUGAGCCUGUCACAUUUUCAUGGUGGGUGAAGGACUUCUGGUUCUGGAAACUAGGACAGAUUUUUAGAGUGAGAGAGAAAUCAUGUUGAAAGUGUGAUGUGCUACCACCAUACUAAUUUGUUUUUUAACUCCACCUUUGUCGCGUCCUCUGAAUUUUCAGGCCAAACAGAUGCCCACAGUGGAGGCUUACAAAGGGUUGCAAUGGGGAAUGAGGCCCUGCCUUUGAUAUGAGCGCCAGUUGGUAUGGAUGAUACAAGUGUGCAUUUUCUCUUCAGUAAAGAUGGUCCACAGCACUAACUGGUGAGGCUUAUUGUACAGUAUAUUGUCAGUAUUCUUCUGGUUCUGCAUACAUUAUAGUUCAUAUAUAACCUGUAUUAAUUGUAUAGAUUGUGCAUUUAAAGCUGUUACCAAGUUGUCAGAAAAUGAGAGAAAACAAGGUCAUAUGUAAUAUUUUGUUUGUAAGUAUCCUUUGUAUCAUAGCAAAGGAAAAGUUAAAAAAAAAUCAACUGUAAUAAAGUAAUUUUAGUACA
Messenger RNA from Vombatus ursinus (common wombat), 11922 nucleotides. RefSeq names its product TAO kinase 1 (gene TAOK1). The record is from RefSeq and is a predicted model, not a curated record. NCBI's taxonomy places the organism in Eukaryota, Metazoa, Chordata, Mammalia, Diprotodontia, Vombatidae. Gene Ontology annotation, molecular function: ATP binding; protein kinase activity. Gene Ontology annotation, biological process: execution phase of apoptosis; protein phosphorylation.